Molecule: messenger RNA, 780 nt
Organism: Marchantia polymorpha subsp. ruderalis
Lineage: Eukaryota; Viridiplantae; Streptophyta; Marchantiopsida; Marchantiales; Marchantiaceae
Source: the annotation of a GenBank genome assembly
AUGCAUGCACCGACUCUUUCUCUCGCUUUCUCUGUCUCGCUCCGCCUCGCGAGUCCAUUUGAGGAAAGGGAAUCAAGGACGGCGAAUGAGCGAGCGGCCACUUGCUCCAGGCCAUUUCGAGCAGGAGAAUCGUACAUCAACUCACCGUCGUUUGUCUGUUUGUCGUUGCUUUCAUCGCGAGUGACAGACGUGGCGGCUGCUCAGAAUCGCAACCCCCCGUCGCAGGAUAUGCCAUACACCAGCACAAGCCCCAGGCGAUCAGCGCUUCCCCAACCCACCCCCCGGCCAGCGGGCCAGCGGGGCUGCGAGCCAGCCCAGCCCCAGCCCCAGCCCCGCCCCGCCCGGCCGCCCCCCGUCUCGGUGCCCCCACUCUGUUGGAACCUGAGACGAGCGCACCAUAUCCAGGCAGUAGACUUACAGAGCAAAGCUCUGUCAUGGGUCUCGCGAGUGCGAGGCGCUUUUGUUCGCUUUUGGGGGUGCCCAUUGUGCCGGCUGGCGCCCAUCCAAGCCCAGCCUCCCCCGCCCCCCUCACCCCCCUCCCCUUCCAUGGGGCAGCCUUCCCCCGAUCCUGUAGAGUAUUUUUCUCGUCAUCGCCUCCCUCCCCCCCCCCAUCCACAUCCAUGGACGCCAGUGGCAGUUCUGGCAACCGCCGGCCCACCUCUCUCCGUCGUCAGAACAGAACGAGAUGUCCUGACGGGGCCUGGGCCUGGGGCUCUGGCCCCAUGGGGCUGGGGCUGGGGCUGUGACGGGUCGAGCUGUAUGAUGCGUGCGAGGUUUUGA